AUGAGCAUCUACCGGCUCCUGUCAGAGGAUCAGAGCCCCAAGCUGCUGUCCGAGAAGAUCACCGGUGUGGGUACUGCCUUGGCCUGGUCUCCCUGCGGCCGGCGCCUAGCAGUUGGGGACCGGCUGGGCGGCAUCAUGGACUACAGCAUCACCAUCUACGAUGGCGAGACUGGGGCGGUCCUACACAAUCGUCGCUCACACGGCGUGGCGGUGGCCGCCGUGUGCUGGGUAGACGGGGACUGCGCCUGGCAGGAUCCUGCCUGGUCGCAGAUGCUGCCCCCGCUGCUGUCGGUGCCAAGUGCGCCGAGCAACAUGUUUGCUGAGCCCCGCGAGGAUGCUCCGAGCUUCCCUACCAAGUUUACUUUGCUGGCUUCUGCUGAUGAGGGGGGCCACGUGGUCAUGGCAGUUGGGGGCACUUUCCCAGUGCAGGCUCAGGAUUUGCCUGGAAUACGGCCCAUAGCUCUCCAGCUGUCUCGCGACUGUCGAUGCCUGGCAGUGCUGGGAUGCACUCCUUCCUUGGAGCCUUCAAGUGCUGCCACUUCCUCGGUUAGUUCAGGGUCGGAAGGUGACCUGACAGUCCUGAUUCUCGACGUCCGGAAGCUGGCUAUCCGCCGGCGGGAGCUUUCUCAAUGUGCUGCCCUGGUUGAACGGCUUGCAGGCGUUGCAAGCUAUGCUCAGCAAGCAGUCGAUACCCUCGCCAACGUGUGGAGGAGCGCAGCAAGCACGUUUUCGAACAAGCUGAAGGCAUUCUUUGACUGCCUCCAGGCCUACUCUGGAGGACCUGACACAGAUGUCCAUUCCGAGUUGCUCUUCACCCUGUGCACAGGCAACCCCUCAGAUGCCCUGCAUGCCUUCUUGACUAGGCAGACGACGCCACAGCAGCUUUCCAGAAUAGAGAAGGGCCUGAUGCAGGCCAUCGAGUACGUCAACCUGGUGACGUGCACCCGCUUGCAGGUGGCUGUGCAGCACCUGCUCGCUAUCAUCCAGGACCUGAAGGCUUGCAGCGGCACACAGCGGUUCAAGUCUAUCGGCUUGGAUAAUGGCCUCUUGUGCCAGCUGGACACGCAAACCUUGUCCUUUGCUUCCAUGACUGAGCACUUGUUGCUGGACUGCUCAAAGGCAAGGUGCUUUGUACGAACUCUCUUCCAGCUGCUCCUCUUCCAAGCGCAGAAGCUGACAGAAAGCACUGAGGGGACGCCCUCGAACAGGCCAGACAGCAAAGCAAUUAGCAGCGCUGACAUCGAUGACUUCGUGGCAGCCGUACGAGAGCGGCGCUCUUUAGAGCUUGAGGAAGUGACACGUCGCAUCGGCAAAGCACAGGCAACUGACGAAGAGUCCUUGGUCACGCAGCUGGCGACCCUGACGGCUGCGGCAGAAGGCUUAGGAACGCAGCUUUGCGCUGCGAUGGCCCGGCACAGCCAGGUGCUGGUAGAGCAGCGCUUGCGUCUGGCGCCACCUUGGCAGAGCCUUCGGCCAGAGCAUCGGCCUGAGGUUCGGCCAGAGCUGGCUCGGAGUGGCGCGAGCCCCCGCGGAAUGGCACGGCCCGUGGUGCACAUGGCCUGGGAGGAUCGAGAAGUUAAGGAAGACUCUGACCAAGCGCUGGCAGAGACCCUUCCAGAGCAGCUGCGGCUCUUCUGGUGCGAUGGCGCAGAGGGCGGGGCCCAGCUUUGCUUUGCUCGACUCCGCAUUGAAGUCCGCGCACGCGGAGCGCCAAUCCAGCCAGAAUUAGCAAUGGCCAGACUGAAGGCUGAUGCAGCUGGGGCAGGUCACUUCCUGCUAUGUCGCGGCUAUGACGCGACACGUGUAGCAGUGCUUCUGCAAGAUGCCCAACAGAUGACGACGCGGGUCUGUUUGCUUGACCUGGAAGCGGUUCCUUUCAGAACUGACCCGCCAGUGAUGCUGACAGAGCUCACAGAGCAGGAUGCCGUGCGCCAAAGUGCGCCGCUGCCUGAGAGCUACUGGUGUGCCUCUGCGAUGCGCGUCAUGAGUCAGAGGGGCGUGUGCUCUGUCUAUUCCUGGAGAGCCAGGAGGCUCCUCACGCUCGACAUGGACGCUGAUGAGGACGACAUGGAUGAUGAUUAA
This is a messenger RNA of Symbiodinium pilosum, 2082 nucleotides long. The record is from the annotation of a GenBank genome assembly. Lineage: Eukaryota; Dinophyceae; Suessiales; Symbiodiniaceae.